Molecule: messenger RNA, 1144 nt
Organism: Camelina sativa (false flax)
Lineage: Eukaryota; Viridiplantae; Streptophyta; Magnoliopsida; Brassicales; Brassicaceae
Product: putative pumilio homolog 16
Biological process (GO): post-transcriptional regulation of gene expression
Cellular component (GO): cytoplasm
Molecular function (GO): mRNA binding
Source: RefSeq, a predicted model, not a curated record
CCUAAUUGGCUCCGAGAGUACUUCAAUUCCGUAGAUUGAACGUAAUACAAUGGCAAACACCACUCCCUUUUCCAUGUCGACUAUGUUUGAUGCUCUACCACACGACCUCCGUUUUCCACCCGCAAGACAAUUCAUGAAUGCGAAGCCUCGGGUGAUUCGUCCUCCUCCUCCUCCUCCUCCUUUUUCACGUAGCGCCGCCGCAGAUUCCUUAUUCUGCUGGGACUGGGAGAUCACGGAGGGUUUAACUCCUGAAAUAGUGGAGAUUGGCACUUUUCAAUGGAUCUUCAACCUAAUGACUAGAAGCGACGACGAUGUGCCUCACUUUAAAGACGUGAUCUCAGUGUUUGACAUUAGAGAGCGUGAAAGGAUGGUGUACAUGCUGACUUCAGACUCCGAUUUCUUCAUGGAUAUCGCAAGAGACAUUAACGGCUCCAAAAACAUACAGAGACUCAUGGGGAAAUCCGAAUACAUGGACGCGGUCUUCUGCGAAGCUAUCACGCGCCUCUUCCUCCAGGUCAUGACAAACAAGUUCGCGUCCUACGUGGGGAUACAGGGAACUAGAGUUUUCCAACAGGACAAGAAGGAGCCACUGUACGAGCUCAUUCUCCAGUAUGGGCUUUACCUAGCGCGUGACCAACACGGUUGCAUCGCUCUCAACCAAGUCAUAACCGACUUGGACCAUUCUUCCUACAGAAACCAGCUCCUAGACCUAGUCGCGAUCAACGCUGUUUGGCUAAGCAACGAUCAUUAUGGGAACUUUGUGAUCCAACACUUGCUUAGACUGAAAGACAUGCGUUGCACGCGUAACAUUGCUGUUAAUCUACGAGGCCACUACGUUGAUCUCUCGUUUAAGAAGUUUGGAAGCUACAUCGUGGAGGGGCUUUUGAAAGUGGGGGACUCGGUAAUGGAAGAGGUGGUUAUGGAUCUUGUGAAGUGCGAGGGAGAGAGGUUGAUGAGGCUGGCGAGGAGUGAGUAUGGGAAUUUCGUGGUGAGGAAGGCACUGGGACUCACGAAAAAAAACUAUAUGACGGCUGAUCUGUUUAACGGUUUGGUGAAAAAGCUCAUCCCUUUUCGCCAUCUCUUGCCUAGAUCUCCUGGAAGAAACAUUGCAACCAUCUUGGACUCUGUUUUGAUAUCAUCCUAG